UGGGCCGGAUUUUCGGGAUGCUGUGUUCCUGCCCGCGUUGGUCCGCAAAGGUCAUGGUUAGCGAGGCAUUCCAACAGUCGCCCGUGCGGCUAUCAAACCAUUCCAGCAUGGCGGAGAUGAUCGCCGCAUCGCGUUGCGGUCGCGAGGCGAAGUUGUUAAGCUUGGAGAAUGGGUAGACUGGGAAGGAGAGCCGUUCACCACCUGUGACUGUGACUGUCGUGUGACAGCAAGACGCGAGAAGCCUACAGUGGACGUCCCCGCAGCUUACUGCCUGUUUUGCUGCUUCUGGUCUCAAAGAAAUGCAUGUGCACUGGCUUUCCCCUCAGCUCUCCCUUGGCUUUACUAGUAACGUCGGCCUUAGAUUAGUUUUUUCUUUCGGCCUUCGCACUUGUUUUCACGAGAUCGUUCAAUCCAAGAGCCACCGCGUUUUCUAUGGUCCAUUCGCUUAACUCGCUCGAUCGUCUGGCUGUCGAAGCCUACUCCUAUCGGCAACGCCAUGACACUCAACAUUAUAGCUUGCGACGCGGGCGACUCUCCUAGUAGCAAUGAGUUCUUCUCGACUCCGUAUUGGUUCGGAUCGUCCGGCCCAUGUCGAUCCAAUCAUGUCCUUACGCCCAUUCCCUCAGCCGGCAACGACGAGAUGGCACCGUCGUCGGUUCCGUCAGGGGCGGAUGCGAGCGGCGGCGGGGACGCGGCUGAGGUGCCGCCGGCCGUGGGGACGUCCGCCGAAAGCAAGGAGCCGCCGCAAGAGGAGAGUGAGGCGAGCAUGUUGGCACACAGGGGUGCGGACGCCGGUGAUACUUCUGGGGGUGAAGCGGCAGCCGUCCAGGAAGAGGAAGAGGAAGAGGAAGAGGAAGAGGGGUUGGCGGACCCGAAACUAGGCAUUUUCUCAAUCCUCACUCUGUCAUGGCUGUCCCCGCUGAUGGCUGUGGGGGUGCGCCAGGUGCUGGGCCCGCGCGACCUCUACCCGCUGCCCUCCGCCUUCUCCGCCCAGCACCUGGGCGCGCAGCUCUCCGCGCUCCUGGCGCCGCGCACCCCGCAGCAGCAGCAGCAGCAGCAGUUGGCAGGGGAGUCGGGCGUGGAAGGAGACGGGAGAAAGGCGGAGGGAGGGGAAAGGGGAGGGGGAGCAUGGAAGGGACGGUUCUGGGUGGCGUGCCUGUGGCCGUUCAGGUGGCGGCUGGUGCUGGUGGCGGCGCUGGUGCUGUUGCAGUCGGGGCAGCGCAUCGCCACCGCCAUAGUGCUGCGACAGCUCAUUCGGUUUCUGCAGGACGCACAGGACCUGGGGGCAGGCGGCCCCGCCUGGCGGGGGUACGUGAUGGCGGCGCUGCUGGGGGUGCUGGCGCUGGGCUUCACGGUGGUGGACCAGCAGCUCUGGAUGCUCUCGCACAUCGCCGGUUGGAACCUCAGGGUCUCCUCCAUGGCCCUCAUGUAUCGCAAGAUCCUGUCGCUGAACGGGGCUGCGCUGAGUGGCAUCUCCACAGGCCACUGCAUCAACCUCAUGUCCAACGACGUUCGCCGCUUCGACGAGCUCCCCAUGUUCGCACAAUUCCUCUGGGCGGCGCCUCUGGAGCUGGUGGUGGUGACGGCGCUCAUAGCCCUCGAGGUGGGGCCCCAGCCGGCCUUCGCUGGCAUCGCGGCUCUCCUCGCCCUCAUUCCCCUGCAGGCUCUGUUUGGCCACCUGUUUGCCAAGCUGCGGCUCAAAACGGCCAAGUUCACGGAUGCGAGGGUGAAGAUGACUGGCGAGGUGCUGUCCGGCAUUCUCGCCGUGAAGAUGUUUGCAUGGGAGGCACCCUUCUCCGCCUUCAUUCAGAGCAUUCGCAACCGCGAGCGCACCAACAUAGAGCGAGCGGCAUGCAUGCGGGCGUUCAACGAGGCGGCGUACUUUGCAUGGUCGUCCCUAGUGGCGCUGCUCAUCUUCGCCACGUACUCGCUGCAGGGGGGACACCUUCAGCCCUCCACCGUGUUCUAUGUCAUUGCACUCGUGCAGCUGCCUCGUUUUUGGAUGUGUGUGCUCUUCUCAAAGGGCGUUGAGCGAACAGCAGAGGCUGCUGUGAGCUUUGCAAGGCUCGAGGAAUUCAUGCAGCUACCGAGCAGCAGCAACAGAGGAGAGGAAUACAGUCUUGCAGGAGGGGCGAAUGGAGGAGAGGGGAAGAGCGGGCAGCAACUCCUGGAACAGGACCAAGAGGCGAUUCAUGCUGCUGCUGCUGCUCUUAGUGGUGGCGAUGCUGCUGCCGAGGAGGGAGGGCAGAGGGGCGGAGAGCGAAGGAGCGUGUGUGAGCUGGUGAACGCCUCGAGGUGGAGGGGGGGGAAUGGAAAGGUUGUGCACUGGGGCACGCAUCAUAACAAAGAUGGCGGGUUAGAAGGAAAUGAAGGCUUGGGAAGAAAAGGAGCAGGCGAGGGUAGGGAAGGAGACGGGGCAGGAGGGGAUGGGGAGGGCGAUGCGGAGGUUGUGGUGGCAGUGGAGGGGGUGAGCUUCAGCCUGGGGGAGGGCGAACUGCUGGGUGUCACGGGCAAGGUGGGCGCGGGCAAGUCAGCGCUGCUGGCUGGCAUUCUGGGCGAUGCUGAGCUGCUGGGGGGGCGGCUGGAGUGCAGCGCCGGGAGAAUAGCAUACGCUGCACAGAAGCCGUUCAUCAUGGCAGGAUCAUUGAAGGAUAACAUCAUCUUUGGCCGUCCAUUUCAACAGCAUCUCUACGACCAGGUGCUGGAGGCGUGUGCGCUGCGGCGGGACAUAGCGAGCUGGCCGAGGGGCGACCUCACAGAGUUUGGGGAGAGGGGAGUGAACCUGAGCGGGGGGCAGCGCGCGCGCGUGGGGCUGGCGCGAGCAGCGUACGCCAGGGAUGCGGCGCUGCUGCUGCUGGACGACCCGCUGGCUGCUGUGGAUGCCGCCGUGGGCACCCACCUUCUGCACCACUGCAUCCUCGGGCUCAUGGCGGGGCGGCCCCGGAUCCUUGUCAUGCACCACCUGCACUACCUGCACAGCUGUGACCGAGUGCUGGUGCUGGAAGGUGGCAGGGCAGUGGCGCUGGGUCCGUAUGAUACCCUGGCCUCACAGGUGGAGCUUCAAGGGCUGCUGGGGGGAGAUGACGGGGAGGGGCACGUUGGGGUGGGGAAGGAGCAGGGGGAGGGAGGAGGGGCGAGAGAGAUGGAUGGCUCGUUGGCUGCUGGUGGCGUGGAUGAGGGGGAGGGCAGAGGGGGAGGAGGAGGAGGCAGAGGAGGAGUGAAGGACAUUCGAGGGGGAUUGAAGGACCAGUGUUUGUUUACAGACGGUGAUGGUGAUGGUGAUGGUGAUGGUGAUGGUGAUUGUGAUGACUAUGGUGACGCUGCUCAUGCCGAUGCUGGCUCUGAGGUUCCUCGUUGCAUCAAUGGCAUUCAAGAACCGGGUCCUCUGCACAGCCCUUGGAUCCAACAAGGCUGCACCACACCAGCUUCUGACGGAUCGACUGCUGCUGCAGCCUCACUUGAAGUCACUGGAACCCCUUCCACAACGGAAGCAGCAGCAGGAGGAGGAGGCGGAGGAGGCAGCAGUCAUCAAAGCACCCAGCAGACUUCAGGCUCCCCUCCUCCCUCACAUGAAGAUCCCUCAUUCCAAGUGCUGCUGCUGCACCGCCUUCGCAAGCUCACUAAGUGCGACCCGCCGCUGCAGCAUGGGCCCCAUGGAAGGAAGCUGACGCGAAGCCACAGCCUCAUGGGCAGCUUUGUGCACCGGAUACGAGGGGAUCAAGGUGGAGAGGGUGGGCGGCUGCGCGGUGGGGAGGGCAUGGUGGAUGAAGGUGCUGGAGAAGGGUUGGUGCAGAGGGAGGGGAAGGAGGCAGGAAUGGUUGGUGUGGGAGUGUAUCUGGGAUACGCCAAGAAAGUCGGUGUCUUGCGGUCGCUGCUGCUCCUUGUCCUCCUUGCUCUCGGGCAAAUCCUCGCUUGUGCUGGCGACUGGUUCCUCUCCUUCUGGUCCCAGAAGACGGACCAAUCAGGGCCCUACCGCACCAUCUUCACAGCCAUUGUGCUGACAGGAUUCGCCGUCUCCUUCGUGCGCUCCGUGCUCUUCUUCCGGUGGUGCGUGCGCGCUGCCUCUCGCAUCCACGCCGCCAUGCUGGCGGCUGUGCUGGGCUCGCCGCUUGCCUUCUUCCACGCCAACCCCAUCGGCCGCGUGCUCAACCGCUUCUCCGCUGAUCAGGGCAUCCUGGACGACCAGCUGCCACUCACACUCUUCAACUUCGUUCAGACGCUCAGCCUAACAGGCGCCGCAAUAGUGAUUGUGGCAUUAGGCGUGCCGUGGGUCCUCAUCGCCAUGCUCUUUCUCAGCCUGCUCUUCCUGCGCCUGCGCUACAUCUUCCUCUGCACCUCCCGCGAGGCCAAGAGGCUCGAGGCUGUCACUCGCAGCCCUGUCUACGCGCACUAUGCUGCCACCAUCCAGGGCCUGGCGACCAUACGGGCGUUUGGAGCACAGCAGCAGGCGGAGGGCGCCUUCCACCGGCUGCUCAACGCCAACGGCCGCGCCUUCUACUGCUGGCUCGCCGCCUCGCACUGGCUCGCCUUCCGCCUCGACGCCAUCGUCUCGCUCUUCGUGCUGCUCGUCGCCACGCUCGCCGUCGCUCUCCGAACGUCCCUGUCGCCGGGGCUGGUGGCUCUGGCGCUCAGCUACACUCUGCAGCUCUCGGAGAGACUGCAGUGGGCAGUGCGGCAAGGGGCGGAGACCGAAAACAUGUUCACAGGAGUUGAGCGCGCACUUGACUACACACACUUGCCCCAAGAGGAGGGGGAACAGGGGAGCCAAGGAGCUGGAGGAGGCAGUGGCUUGGAAAGAAGCUAUGGCAGUAGGAUAACAGCUGCUGGAUAUUGCGCCAAGUGGAAGGAGGCGAGGGAGCAGGGGACAGGGGGAGGGAAAGAGGAAGAGGAGCGGCAGGUGGUGGGUGAGUGGCCGAGUGAGGGAGCGGUGAGUGUGGAGGGGGUGACGGUGCGGUAUCGCCCCGGGCUGGAGCCAGUGCUGCAGGAUGUCACCUUCCAACUGCGCGGAGGGGAGAAGUGCGGCGUCGUGGGGCGCACUGGAGCGGGCAAGUCCACACUAAUGCUGGCGUUCUUCCGCCUGGUGGAGCCAACCAGUGGCCGCAUCCUCAUCGACCGAGUGGACACUGCUUCCAUCUCCCUCGCACGCCUUCGACACAGUGUGAGAACUCAAGGGAGU
This is a messenger RNA of Closterium sp. NIES-67, 5176 nucleotides long. Lineage: Eukaryota; Viridiplantae; Streptophyta; Zygnematophyceae; Desmidiales; Closteriaceae. The record is from the annotation of a GenBank genome assembly.